AUGGUUGAAAGACAGUUUGAUGUAAAGGUAAAGGUAAUCAGGUCAGAUAAUGCAAUGGAAUUAGGGAAAGAUUAUGUACAUUCUGAAUACUUGACCUCUCAAGGCAUACUGCACCAAAUAUCCUGUGUUGCCACCCUUCAACAAAAUGGGGUGGUUGAAAGAAAACACAGGCAUUUGCUAGAAAUAGCAAGGGCCUUAAUAUUUCAGUCAAAGCUACCUACAUCCUACUGGGGAGAAUGUGUGCUAACAGCAACACAUCUGAUUAAUAGGAUUCCUUCUAGAGUACUUAAAGGAAAGACACCAUAUGAGGUGAUUUUUGGAGAACUCCAUGAUUAUACAGAUUUGAGGACUUUUGGAUGCCUAUGUUAUGUAUCUACUUUAACACAAAGCAGGGGCAAGUUUGAACCAAGAGCUAAGGCAUCACCAACACCUCAGCCUAUCUUUCCUACUCUACCUGACACAAUUAUUCCCAAUGACAAGACUCUUCACUUACCAACAUCACUUGUUAAUGAGCCACAAGACAUUAACCAAUCUUCUCCUAGUUCACUGCUUACCUCUUCCCCUGCUCAACUCAGCCCACUUUCUCAACAUAGCUCACCUUCUCAUAGUCCUAGCUCAACUUCUCACCAUCCUUUUAGUAGUCCAGUUCCUAAUUCUCUUUUACCAAUUAGAAAAUCAGAAAGAGUGACUAAAUUCCCUGAACAUCUAAAAGACUAUGUUUGCAACAAUAUUUACCUCACAGAUGUAUCCUCUGCCUGUUUCACACAACUCUCACAACCUUCCAGUUUUUCCUUUACUGCCUUAUCAUUUCAGAAUCAACAAUUGCUGAAGUCUAUUGCUAUUGUGACUGAGCCCACUAGGUUUACUCAAGCAUCACUUCAUCCAGGAUGA
Nicotiana tabacum (common tobacco) is the source of this 891-nucleotide messenger RNA. Lineage: Eukaryota; Viridiplantae; Streptophyta; Magnoliopsida; Solanales; Solanaceae. The record is from RefSeq and is a predicted model, not a curated record.